Molecule: messenger RNA, 3392 nt
Organism: Hypanus sabinus (Atlantic stingray)
Lineage: Eukaryota; Metazoa; Chordata; Chondrichthyes; Myliobatiformes; Dasyatidae
Product: C-X-C chemokine receptor type 2-like
Exons: 2
Coding region: 129-1199 (356 amino acids)
Biological process (GO): immune response; neutrophil chemotaxis; G protein-coupled receptor signaling pathway
Cellular component (GO): membrane
Molecular function (GO): C-X-C chemokine receptor activity
Source: RefSeq, a predicted model, not a curated record
CGACUGACACAUUCCUGUAAACGAACCUCGUCAAAGGCUCGGUGUGUGUCUUACCGGUUAGAUGAGCAAAGGAAUAAGUUAACCCUCACACCAGCAAGUCGGAAACAUUAAAUACCUGUCGCGAAGGGAUGGAUGUCCUGAACUUUGAUAUCAAUGAUAAAGACUUUGGGGAUAUGUUUGAUAAUUACUCAUCUGAUGAUGCAAUACUUGAUGAGAACUCCAGUCCUUGCCACCCGCUAAUUCUUGGAAACUGGGUCAAUGUCAUGUUGGCCAUUGUCUACAGCCUGGUGUGUUUCCUCGCCGUGACAGGGAACCUGGUGGUGAUGAUCGUCAUUCUUCACAAUUGGCGCUCAACAUCAUCCACGGACAUCUACCUGCUCCAUCUGGCCACGGCUGACCUGCUCUUUGCCGUCUCUCUGCCCUUCUGGGCAGUGGAUGCCACAUCUGGGUGGGUGUUUGGCGAUGCCAUGUGUAAGGUUGUCAGCAUGCUCCAGGAGGUGAACUUUUACAGUGGCAUCCUGUUGCUGGCCUGCAUCAGUGUUGACCGUUACUUUGCCAUCGUCCACUCUACCCAGUACCACAGGCUGAAGCGGCCAAUCCUGAUCAAACUGGUCUGUGCUAUUGUGUGGAUGCUGGCUGUUCUCCUGUCUUUACCCAUCCUCUACAAGGGCAAGUUCGACUACUAUGGAAGAGUCCUGUGUUACGAGUUACUGGAGGGUGAAUCCAUCGCAAUCUGGAAAAACAGCACCAGGUUCUUGCGUCACAUCAUUGGGUUCCUCAUCCCACUGGAUGUCAUGGUCUUCUGCUACAGCGUCACCAUCCUCAGACUGUGUCAGACAAAGGGUUUCCAGAAGCAGAAAGCCAUGAAGGUCAUUAUCGCCGUGGUGCUCGCAUUUCUCAUUUGCUGGCUGCCCCACAAUAUCACCGUGUCUGUUGACACUCUGAUAAGAAGCAAGCUCAUCGCCGAGACUUGUGACAGGCGCAAUCUCAUCGACCGGGCUCUGUCUGUGACUCGGAUUCUGGGAUUCCUACAUUGCUGCAUUAAUCCAAUCUUAUACGGCUUCAUUGGGCUCAAAUUCCGGAGGAACUUACUCAACCUUUUGGCUGAUAAAGGACUUAUUAGUCAACAUGCAAAAACACAUUAUAAGCGAUCGGCGUCCUCUUCCUCUGAAUCUGGAUUCUUUUCUUCUGCAAUAUAGAGUGCCUGUGAUGUUGACUAAUUAGAAGCUUAAAUACGAUUGUGUGGGAUGUUGUUCUCUGUAUGGCAUUGUUAUCCAGUUCAAUGGUCAGUAAUAUUGAUUGAAUGGUUUUGCUUCUGCUAUCCCACUCACUUUCGCAUUAUCAUCUGCACCAGAUACAUUAUGUGAUUUUCGGUGUCUGAAAACUAACAACAAGGACUAUCGGCUUCAGCCAGAAUGGUAGCACUAUGGGACAGGCUCUGAUGCUAGCUUUCUGAAUAAGGAAGUAAUAUUUGCAAUCCUCUGGUUGAAGAUUGGUGGAUUGAUUGAGAACUACUCCAUAACUCAGCAUCAUCAAAAUCAAGGCAUUGACUCUAACCUAGUGUGGGCAGACUGUAGAACAAGAUACAUCCAUAGUUUUUAAACUACAUAGAUAUCUUUCUAUCCCAUGCAUUGCUCUUUCCCUUUAGUCAAUACGGUGAAUGUGGCAACAUCCCAUGGAAGAAAAAUGGAGGGUAUGGGAAGGAAGGGUUAGAUUGAUCUUGGAGUAGAUGAAAUGAACAGCUCAUCGUGGGCUGAAGGUCAUGUACUGUGUUGUAUUUUUCUGUGUUUAAUGUUGUCUGCUCUAUCCUCUUGUUUUGUGGAUUGUCUUGUUCUAAAUGGGGAGAAACUCCAAAAAUCUGAAAUGUAACAGGACUUGAGAGUCCUUGUGCAGAACACCCUGAAAGUUAACUUGUAGGUAGAUUCGGUGGUGAGAAAGGCAAAUGCAAUGUUAGACCUCAUUUUAAGAGUUCUAGAAUACAGAGCAGGGAUGUGAUGCUGAGGCUUUACAAGGCAUUGGUGAGGCUUCACCUUGAGUAUUGUGAACAGUUCUGGGCUCCUCAUCUGAGAAAAGAUGUGCUGGCAUUGGAGAGGGUUCAGAGGAGGUUCACAAGGAUGAUUCUGAGAAUGAAAGGAUUAUCAGCUGUUUGAUAGCUCUGGCUCGGUUCUUGCUGGAAUUUAGAAGGAUGAGGGAGGAUCUCAUUGAAACCUUUCAAGUGUUGAAAGGUUUAGACAGAGUAGAUGUGUGAAGGCUGUUUCCCAAGGUGGGGAAGUCUAGGACAAGAGGGCACAGUCUCAGGAUAGAGGGGCGUCCAUUCAAAACAGAGAUGCGACGAAAUUUCUUUAGCCAGAGGGUGGUGAAUUAGUGGAAUUUACUACCACAGGCCACUAUGGAGGCCAGGUUGUUGGGUGUAUUUAAGGUGGAGAUUGAUAGGUUCUUGAUUGGACUGGCAUCAAAGGUUACAGGGAGAAGGUUGGGGAGUGGGGCUGAAGAGGGGAACAAAGGAUCAGUCAUGAUUGAAUGGGCCAAGUGGUCUAAUUCUGCUCCUCUGCCUUAUGGUCUUAUGGUAUUAAAUAGGUGGAAGAUGUUCAGUUCUAUGCUUUGACAACACAUCUCCAUUCAGGACUGUAACCAAUGUUAGUCUUCCAUUUCAGUAUCUCUUUUCAGUAUUUAUUUGUCUAUGCAAUUUCAAAUUUCAUAAGACCAUAUGAUACAGGAGCAGGCAGGCCAUUCAGCCUAUGCAGGCUGCUCUGCCAUUCCAUCAUGGCUGAUUUUUCCCCUUCCCCAUUCUCUUGCCUCUCCCCAUAACCUUUAACCCCUGACCAAUAAUGAACCUAUCAACCUCUGUGUUAAAUAUGCCCAGUGACUUGGCCUCCACAACUGUAUGUAACAAUGUAUUCCACUGAUUCACUACCCUCUCUCUAAAGAUCUUCCUCAUCUCUAUUCUACAGGGAUGUCCUUGUACUCUGAGUGUGUACCCUCUGGUCCUAGACUCCCCCACUAUAGGAAACAUCCUCUCCAUAUCCACUCUAUCUGUGCCCUCUGGGCCUAGACUCUCCCACUAGAGGGAACAUCCUCUCCAUGUUCACUCCAGCUAGAUCUUUCAAUAUUCAAUAAGUUUCAAUGAGAUCUCACUCAUUCUUCAAAACUCUGGUGAGUACUCACCCAGAGCCACCAAAGCUCCUCAUACAUUAACCCUCUCAUUGUGGGUGGUUCACCAGCACCGUGUGCAAUAACAUGAUCAGAUAAAGAUAUUGACGUGUUUGGGGAGAUGGAGAAGAUGCCAUUCCGAAGGCUGAACUGGAACACCCGUUGUUUAUGUUGCAAAGCAUUCUUUGUUAACUUGAUAUUUGCUAUAACUGCAUUUAUGUUAAUAAAUGUUAUUUGGCUGA